Messenger RNA from Hipposideros armiger (great roundleaf bat), 6501 nucleotides. It is a transcript of the gene KMT2E, whose product is annotated as lysine methyltransferase 2E (inactive). Lineage: Eukaryota; Metazoa; Chordata; Mammalia; Chiroptera; Hipposideridae. The transcript is spliced from 27 exons. Gene Ontology annotation, biological process: regulation of DNA-templated transcription. Gene Ontology annotation, cellular component: Rpd3L-Expanded complex; Set3 complex. The record is from RefSeq and is a predicted model, not a curated record. Bases 495 to 5741 code for a protein of 1748 amino acids.
UGCCGCCGCGGCCGCCGCCGCGGCCGCCGCCGCCGUCGCCGCCAUUUUCCCAGAGAGAGGCAGUGACACUGAGCGGGCGCAGGGGGCCGAGUCGGAGACCGUGCUUGAGUUCGGGAGCGGCAACAGAGGGGGCACAGACACUCUGAGCAGCCUCGCCGUCGCCUCUGCGUUCCUGCUGACUAUCUCGGUGCCCCCUCCCCUACUCCUCGAUUGCUGGUGAAGAGGCUGCGCGCUGCUGUUUGGGGAGGGGUUGUGUGGAGCCGGGUCCGGUGUCCGCAGUGGCUGCUGUCGAGGGGUCGUCUGAUCGUAGAGGUGUGGAGAGACGCCUUGGGGGUCGAGCAAAUAACGGGGUUCGGGUGUCUGGUGUGUGAACAUCACAGGGUUUGUGGAUGCACUUAGAUGUUUGCAAUGAGCACUGUGGCUGGCAUGCCCCAGUGUUUUGGAUACCAAUGCAUAGGACUCCAUAGUAAUCGAAUUUAUCAGAGGCGAACGUCAUGAGCAUAGUGAUCCCAUUGGGGGUUGAUACAGCAGAAACGUCAUACUUGGAAAUGGCUGCAGGCUCAGAACCAGAAUCCGUAGAAGCUAGCCCUGUGGUAGUUGAGAAAUCCAACAGUUAUCCCCACCAGUUAUAUACCAGCAGCUCGCAUCAUUCACACAGUUACAUUGGUUUGCCAUAUGCGGACCAUAAUUAUGGUGCUCGUCCUCCUCCAACACCUCCAGCCUCCCCUCCUCCAUCAGUUCUUAUUAGCAAAAAUGAAGUAGGCAUAUUUACCACUCCUAAUUUUGAUGAAACUUCCAGUGCUACUACAAUCAGCACUUCUGAGGAUGGAAGUUAUGGUACUGAUGUAACCAGGUGCAUAUGUGGUUUUACACAUGAUGAUGGAUACAUGAUCUGUUGUGACAAAUGCAGUGUUUGGCAACAUAUUGACUGCAUGGGGAUUGACAGGCAGCAUAUUCCUGAUACAUAUCUAUGUGAACGUUGUCAGCCUAGGAGUUUGGAUAAAGAGAGGGCGGUGCUACUACAACGUCGGAAAAGGGAAAACAUGUCAGAUGGUGAUACCAGUGCAACUGAGAGUGGUGAUGAAGUUCCUGUGGAAUUAUAUACUGCAUUUCAGCAUACCCCAACAUCGAUUACUUUAACUGCUUCAAGAGUUUCCAAGGUUAAUGAUAAAAGACGGAAAAAAAGUGGAGAGAAAGAACAAAACAUUUCAAAAUGUAAAAAAGCCUUUCGUGAAGGAUCUAGGAAAUCAUCAAGAGUUAAGGGUUCGGCACCAGAGAUUGAUCCUUCAUCUGAUGGUUCAAAUUUUGGAUGGGAGACAAAAAUCAAAGCAUGGAUGGAUCGAUAUGAAGAGGCAAAUAAUAAUCAAUAUAGCGAGGGUGUUCAGAGGGAGGCACAAAGAAUAGCUCUGAGAUUAGGCAAUGGAAAUGACAAAAAAGAAAUAAAUAAAUCAGAUUCGAAUACCAACAAUUUGCUUUUCAAACCUCCUGUAGAGAGCCAUAUACAAAAAAAUAAGAAAAUUCUGAAAUCUGCAAAGGAUUUGCCUCCUGAUGCACUCAUCAUUGAAUACAGAGGGAAGUUUAUGCUAAGAGAACAAUUUGAAGCAAAUGGAUAUUUCUUCAAGAGACCAUACCCUUUUGUUUUAUUCUAUUCUAAAUUUCAUGGGCUAGAAAUGUGUGUUGAUGCAAGGACUUUUGGGAAUGAGGCUCGAUUCAUCAGGCGUUCUUGUACACCCAAUGCAGAGGUGAGGCAUGAAAUUGAAGAUGGAACCAUACAUCUUUACAUUUAUUCUAUACAAAGUAUUCCAAAGGGAACUGAAAUUACUAUUGCCUUUGAUUUUGACUAUGGGAAUUGUAAGUACAAGGUGGAUUGCGCAUGCCUCAAAGAAAACCCGGAGUGCCCUGUUCUAAAACGUAGUUCUGAGUCCACGGAAAAUAUCAACAGUGGUUAUGAGACCAGAAGGAAAAAAGGAAAAAAAGAAAAGGAUAUUUCAAAAGAAAAAGAUACACAAAAUCAGAAUAUUACCUUGGAUUGUGAAGGAACAACCAACAAAAUGAAAAGCCCAGAAACUAAACAGAGAAAGCUUUCUCCACUGAGACUAUCAGUAUCAAAUAAUCAGGAACCAGAUUUUAUUGAUGAUAUAGAAGAAAAAACUCCCAUUAGCAAUGAAGUGGAAAUGGAAUCUGAGGAGCAGAUUGCAGAAAGGAAAAGGAAGAUGACAAGAGAAGAAAGGAAAAUGGAAGCAAUUCUGCAAGCUUUUGCCAGACUUGAAAAAAGAGAGAAGAGAAGAGAACAAGCUUUGGAAAGGAUCAGCACCGCCAAAACGGAAGUGAGAACUGAAUGUAAAGAUGCCCAGGUUGUCAACGAUGAAGUUAUUCAGGAACAAGCAAAAGAAGAAACUGCUAGCAAGCCAACCCCUGCCAAAGUGAACAGAACCAAACAGAGGAAAAGUUUUUCUCGCAGUAGGACUCACAUUGGACAGCAGCGUCGGAGACACAGAACUGUCAGCAUGUGCUCAGAUAUCCAACCAUCUUCUCCAGAUAUAGAAGUUACAUCACAACAAAAUGAUAUUGAAAAUACUGUACUUGUAUUAGAACCAGAAACUGAAACUACACUAACAGAAAUAGUUACUGAAACUGAAGUUCCAGCACUUAAUAAAUGUCCUACAAAGUACCCCAAAACAAAGAAGCACUUGGUCAGUGAAUGGUUAAGUGAGAAGACUGAGAAGACAGGAAAACCUUCAGACAGCCUUUCAGAAAGACCUCUGCGCAUAACCACAGAUCCCGAAGUGUUAGCUACACAGCUCAAUUCCUUACCAGGUCUCACUUACAGCCCCCAUGUAUACUCUACUCCCAAGCACUAUAUUAGAUUUACUUCACCAUUCCUUUCAGAAAAAAGGAGAAGAAAAGAACCUACUGAAAACAUUUCUGGCUCAUGCAAGAAGCGAUGGCUGAAACAGGCUCUAGAGGAGGAAAACUCAGCUGUUUUACAUAGAUUUAAUUCACCCUGUCAAGAAAGAUCCAGAAGUCCUACAGUCAAUGGUGAAAGUAAAAGUCCACUACUAUUAAAUGAAAGCUGUUCCCUUCCAGAUUUAACUACACCACUAAAAAAACGAAGACUUUAUCAGUUGCUAGAUUCUGCUUACUCAGAAACCUCCACACCUACUCCUUCACCCUAUGCUACACCAACUCAUACAGAUGUUACUCCAGUGGACCCAUCAUUUGCCACUCCUCCACGAAUAAAAUCAGAUGAUGAAGCUUGUAGAAAUGGUUAUAAGCCCAUAUAUUCACCAGUUACCCCAGUAACUCCUGGCACACCAGGAAAUACCAUGCACUUUGAGAAUAUUUCUUCCCCAGAAAGUUCUCCAGAAAUUAAGAGACGCACUUAUAGUCAAGAGGGAUAUGACAGAUCUUCAACGAUGUUAACAUUGGGGCCUUUUAGAAAUUCUAGUUUAACUGAACUGGGUCUACAAGAAAUAAAGACUAUUGGUUAUACCAGCCCUAGGAGUAGGACUGAAGUCAACAGGCAGUGCCCUGGAGAAAAGGAAUCUGUGUCAGACCUUCAACUGGGACUUGAUGCAAUCGAGCAAACUGCCUUACAUAAAACCAUGGAAACACCAACACAUGACAGGACCGAUUCUAACAGCCAACUGGAAUCUGCUCACUCUGGACGGGGUACAAUAUAUUCUUCCUGGGUAAAGAGUCCUGACAGAACAGGCGUUAACUUCUCAGUGAACUCUAACUUGAGGGACCUGACACCCUCACAUCAGUUGGAGGUUGGAGGAGGCUUCCGAAUAAGUGAGUCAAAGUGCCUGAUGCAGGAUGAUACUAGAGGCAUGUUUAUGGAAACACCUGUGUUCUGUACUUCAGAAGAUGGGCUUGUAUCUGGUUUCGGACGGACUGUUAAUGACAAUUUGAUCGACGGAACUUGCACACCCCAGAACCCACCACAAAAGAAAAAGGUUUCUCUGUUAGAAUACCGUAAAAGACAACGUGAAGCCAGGAAAAGUGGCUCUAAGGCAGAACACUUUCCCCUGGUUACUGUGUCCCCGCACGCCAGUGGGAACCUGAGCAGCAGCCACAGUGAUGGAUGUGCCAGCAGGAGUGACAGCGGGGAGCAGGCAGAGGGCACUGGCGGUCCGCCUUUACUGGCACCAGCCUCAGCUCAGAGCACUACUGCAGAAGACACCAGCAGCAGCAGUCCCGGCAAGGAAGUUUCCGCAAGCGAGAAGACCGAGCCUGUGCAGUGGACUGCCUCAACUUCAGUGGAGCAAGUGCGAGAAAGGAGUUACCAGAGAGCUUUACUUCUCAGUGAUCACCGAAAAGAUAAAGACAGUGGGGGAGAAUCACCCUGUGUCCCAUGUUCACCGAGUCAUGUUCCGUCUUCACCUUCAUCUCAUUCAAAUCACAUUCCCCAGUUGCAACCCAAGGUCCCAGUCCCUUCUUUCAGUGAACUUAUGGAAGAUCCUGAUCCUGAAAAUCCAGAACCUAUGACUACAAAUGAAUAUCCAUCUCCAGAUACUUCUCAAAAUAGUUGUAAAAGCCCUUCAAAAAUGAACAAGCCUGGUUCCCCAGGACCUGUAAUUCCUGCCCAGCCGCAUGGGAAAAUACUCACGAAACCCGAUUCGCACUGGGAGGCAGCAGUUCCUGUGUCAGAAGCUGAGAACGGUGUUCACCUGAAACCGGAACUCCCACAGCAGCAGCUACUGAGCACGGCCCAAGCACUUUCCAAGGGUCACCCUCCUCAGCAGCUGCCACAGAAGCUGCCCUCUGCGCCCGGCAAGUUGCACUGUCCGCCAUCCCCGCACACAGAAAACCCUCCAAAGCCCUCGACGCCCCACACGCCUGCCCAGCACGGUUAUCUCUCACCAAAGCCUCCUGCCCAGCAGCUGGGGUCUCCCUACAGGCCGCACCAUUCCCAGUCACCUCAAGUUGGAACACCUCAGCGAGAGCCUCAGAGAAACUUCUAUACAGCAGCACAGACCCUUCAAGCCACCACGCAGCAGGCGACCUCGGGAGCGUUAUUCACACAGACACCCUCAGGACAAUCGUCGGCAACUUACAGUCAGUUUUCCCAACCGAGUCUGACGGCCGUGGCGCCGCCCCCUCCGCCCCCUCCGCCCCCUUCUUCGUCUUAUUAUCAGAACCAGCAGCCCUCUGCGAACUUUCAGACUUAUAAUCAGCUUAAAGGUAGUCUGUCCCAACAAACUGUGUUUACAUCAGGACCAAAUCAAGCACUUCCAGGCACCACCAGCCAGCAAGCCGUUCCGGGCCACCACGUGGCUCCGGGCCACUUUCUGCCCCCCCAGAACCCCCCAAUUCACCACCAGACGGCUGCUGCUGUGGCCCCGCCGCCGCCCCCCGCCAGCGUGCUGGCUGCCGGGCACCACCCGCCUCAUCAAGGACCUCCACUCUUUCCUUCAAGUGCUCACCCCGCUGUGCCGCCAUACCCUUCACAAGCUGCACACCACGCCACUUUGGGACCGGGAGCCCAACACCAGCCUUCUGGGACAGGGCCACAUUGUCCACUACCAGUCGCAGGUCCUCACCUCCAGCCCCAAGGACCAAACAGUAUUCCAACUCCUACUGCUUCAGGGUUCUGUCCUCAUCCUGGCUCUGUGGCCCUGCCACAUGGGGUUCAGGGACCUCAGCAGGCAUCUCCAGUGCCUGGACAGAUACCAAUUCACAGAGCACAGGUGCCACCAACAUUUCAGAACAAUUACCAUGGUUCGGGGUGGCAUUAAAAUGGACUCCAAAAACAUUUUUUAAAAUGUUCUGUAAGAUAAACUGUAUAUUUCAUAUGUACCUGUUAAGGUACUUUUUAAAGCUUGUACAUGAAACUUUGUAUAAAAAAAAAAAAAACCAGAACACCAGUGCUCUUUCAUUGUAUCUUUCCCAUUUUUGCUUUGUAAAAUUCCUUUAAAAAUGUGCUAUUAAACCAGUAGUAGGUAUCUUUAUUUUGUAAGUGAACAUUCCAGCUGUUUUACUGGCACUAGAAUUGAUGCUUCACGACCUUUAAAUUUUAUUGUUGCAGUUAAAAUUCAUUUAGUGGAUGUUUUCUGUAUUAUUUUAUACAUAUACAUUAAGUACAAACCUAAGUAAUGGCACUAUGAGGAUUUUCAUUUUUUUCCAUCAGCAGCUCUGUGAGUGCAUCUUAGAUAUAAAAAACCGCAAUACAGAUUUUUAUAGUUUGGUGUGGACAUGGCUCAUUUUGUUUUAUCGGUUAUUUGCAAGCAAAAUGUAAUUUAAUGUAUAGAUGAUUUUUAAUGUCUCCUGACAAACUGUAAAUACCGCAUUUCUUUUGCAUAUAUAAUUGCUUACGGCUUUCCUCAUUUGAUAUAUAGCAUUGUACAUAUGACAAGUCUUUGCAAAACUGUGUGACCUUUGUGAAAGUAGUACAGUAUAUGGCCUUUAAUUUCUUUUUUAUUUUAAAUAUACUGUCACAUUGAAGCACUGGUUGAGCAUUUUAAUUCAUGUUAAUAAAUCACAAUUAUGUCAGUUUUA